GGUCUCUGAAGCUCUCUGCGGUCGGAAGGUCUGCAGGUCUGCAGGUCUGAAGGUUGUGCACUGUGGAGGUUAUUAAACUCUUCUGGAUCUGUCAGUCGCAGGGACACAGGAGGAACUAGUCUCUACAUUUCUUUUGCAGACUAACCUGCAGGACCAGGUUUUUACCCUGACAUGACGUCACCUGCACAUGCUGCGUCAGGUGAAGUCUGUGCAGCGUCUCCCUCCUCCCCACAGACGGAUGGAGGGAUGAGGAUCGUGCUGCUGGGGAAGACCGGGUCAGGCAGGAGCUCUUCAGGUAACACCAUCCUGGGCAGGUCCGCCUUCUGGGUGGAUGUCUCGCCCUGUUCUGCCACCAAACACUGCCAGAGGAUGAGCGGGACAGUCGAGGGACGGAGGGUCUCUGUGGUGGACUCUCCAGGAUUCUUUCACACUCAGCUGACUCGUCAGGAAGUCCUGACAGAGGUGGGACGCUCUGUGGUCCUGUCCUCUCCUGGACCGCAUGUCUUCUUGGUGACGGUGCGGCUCGGCAGGUUCACCCAGGAGGAGAGAGACGCCUUAGAGUGGGUCAGAGCUACGUUUGGACCUGGAUUCUGCAGGUUCACCAUGGUGCUGUUCACCUGGGGGGACCAGCUACGAGGGAAACCGGUCCAGGACUUCUUUGAGGCGAGCGACGAACUGUCCGAGUUCAUCAGCUGCUGCAGAGGACGGUAUCACGUCUUUGAUAACAGUGAACAGAAGGCGAGCACAGAGCAGGUCUCACAGCUGAUGGAGAAGAUGGAGGAGGUGGUGGCGAGCAAUGGAGGCGGUUGCUACAGCAACGAGAUGCUGAAGGAGGCGGAGACAGCCAUCAAAGACGUACAACAGAGGAUUCUGGGAGAAAAGGGACCCACGCUGGAGUCUGAGCCGAGAGAGAAAGAAGGAUCAGAGUCAGAGAGGAAGAGGGAGGAGGAGGAGACAAGGAGGGAGGAAGAGGAGGCGAGGAAACGAGCAGAGAGGCUCUUCUGGUCUGAGCUGGUGACGGCGAUGGGUAAAGGUGCUGCAGAGGGGGCGGGGCUUAUGGGGAAGGACAAGGGGAAGGGGAAAGCGGUGACGAAGGUGAAGGUGAUGGAGAAGGCUGCGGCUCUGGCGGCGUCACCGCUCUCCGUCACCUCGGCGGCAAAGGCGGUGAGCGGAGCCGUGAGGGAGGGGAGCAAAGUCCUGUUUAAACACCGCAAGACCUUCCUGCACUGAGGGACACCGAGUCCAACGUUCCCUGUCCCCAAUGUGUGUUUAACAUCUAUACAACUACAUGUGUGUGUGUGUGUGUGUGUGUGUGUGUGUGUGUGUGUUUGUGUAGCAGUGUAAACAUCCUGGUGUGCUGCAGACAUGAGGAUGAGGAACAAAGAGCCACACCUUCCUCGUGUUGUAAAGUGUGGAGCAGGUCGUCUCUGAUCAUGGAAGUCAUGGACACACAAACACACUUUCAGUCAGAGACUCGAGACACACUGAAGGUUUAUCAAAUAAAAACUUCAAACAUUCA
This is a messenger RNA of Notolabrus celidotus (New Zealand spotty), 1519 nucleotides long. Its product is annotated as GTPase IMAP family member 7-like. The transcript has 2 exons. Lineage: Eukaryota; Metazoa; Chordata; Actinopteri; Labriformes; Labridae. The record is from RefSeq and is a predicted model, not a curated record. The coding region runs from base 172 to 1230 and encodes 352 amino acids. Gene Ontology annotation, molecular function: GTP binding.